Rotaria sp. Silwood1 is the source of this 672-nucleotide messenger RNA. Lineage: Eukaryota; Metazoa; Rotifera; Eurotatoria; Philodinida; Philodinidae. The record is from the annotation of a GenBank genome assembly.
AUGUUAUACAAUGGUUCCAUGUCGGAUGAUGUUCCAAGUACAAAACAGUUAAAUAUCCUUCGCACAUCAACAUUGACACCUAGUGGUGAAUUUGAAAAUGAAACUUUACUUAAACACAUUGUACCUUGGCAACAAAAGACUGUACGAAUUGCUUUGAAUAUGUUACGCUUUAUCAGUGCUAGUGUAGUGCAACCACAACGAUUUGGAAGUUUUGUACUCGGUUUAACUUAUUCGGAUGAUUUUACUUGGGAUCAAGUAAAUUAUCUUUUUUCACCGGAAAAUAAUGGUGUAUAUCGUUCGUUGACAUUGUUCAAAAAUGGUGAUAGUGUCAAAGAUACGGUAUCAUUUUUUAUUGUCGAUAUUAAUGCAAACUGGACUUUGGUACCAGAUUUAUUGAUUAUAACUACAACGAAAAGUUCAUGGGAUGGUCUCUUUUCAUCAACACAUCAAACAAUUCAAGAAGUACCACAUGCUUCAACAUUGGAUGAAGCUACCAAAUUACAACAAUUCUUUAUAUAUGCCGCACUCGGAAAUAUUGCUAGUACUUUUGGCACUAACUUUACUUUUCCAACAUCAGAAAAUAUUUUAUUCAAUAUCGCUUUUUUUACUCUUCUGAAAAAACUUAUUCAUCUUAUGUUUGCUUGUUUUUUUUCCAAUAUAGCAAACGAAUAA